UAGCGUAACGCCUCAUCAACCGUUAGCUUGACACUUCUACAGGUUGCUGUCAGGUUGGUGCACCGUAAAGUAAAGCCAACUUUCAUUUUACUCAAAUAACCAGUGGCGGUUGUAACUUUAGCAUAUCGAUAUCGUUAUUUAGUUAUUUAAGCUGGAGUUAGAUCAUUUAGCCACAUACGUGAAGCUGUUGAAGGUGUAUAAUUAUGUUACAGCUGUAGAAUAUAUGAUUAACGUUAGUUCGCUGCUCGGUGUGCAGUGACGGUACGUGACUAAACUAGCAGGCUCUUGUCGUCUGUUAGCCGUGACACACCACGCUCCAUUUACACGUUGUCUAAAGUGACGUUCGCGUGCCAUCGUGUCGGCUUUGCGUGCACUCGUUGUAUGCUGUACGGCUCGUGUCAUUUAACGCUAACGUGUCCGAGAUUACGUGUAGAAUACGCUGGAACCAGUGACUGCUGGCCGUCUCCCCCACAGGGUUUAGUCUUCUAGUGUCACUUUAAGCUCUCGGACAGGGGUCUAAAGAGACUCCAUUGAGAUAAGGCGGUGUCGUGCAUGUGUGAUCCACCGUGCAGACUCAGUCCGAUGUGGCCUCGGGGUCUUUCACGUCAGUUCUUGAGGAAAAAGACGUUGGUUGGAAAUGAGUCAUUUGACAGGAAGCUGCUGCAGUGAGCGAUGUGGCCAUCAUUGACCUGCUGUGUCAUUGCUGGAGGACAUACACGUUACAAUCACAUAGAAAAUAGUUCUUCUGGAGAUUGUGGUGUUUGGCAAUUCACCAUAUACAGUAUAUACAGAGGUCCGAGAAUACCACAAUGUGGGCUCAGGUUUGUGUUGUGCUGUAUGUUGAACUACUCGGCUGUGUCACUGAAGAACUUUCCAGGGAAAUGGCUCCAGACAGAUGUUUCUGUCAUCACCAUGAGCUCCAGCUUCACACUGGAUUUUCUACAGAACUGCUAUCCAGUAAAGAUCCGGUAGAUGGAUCAGUUUUAAACAAAUGCGCCAGCACCAUGUCAGGAAAAGCCUUGAAGAUGAGUUCCAGAGUGUCAGUUGAUCUGGAGAAAGCGGAGGAGGAAGAAGUGGAGGAGGAAGACGAAGAGAGCGUCAACCCGACAGAGGUGAAAAUGAGUCAGAUAGUGAUGCCCUGUCACAGCAACCAUCGACAGGAGCUGAGCGUGGGUCAGCUGCUCAAAUGGAUAGACUCCUCUGCCUGCCUCUCCGCUGAGCGGCAUGCUGGGUGUCCCUGUGUCACCGCCUCCAUGGAUGACAUCCACUUUGAACAUACCAUCAGCGUGGGCCAGGUGGUGAACAUCAAGGCGAAGGUCAACAGAGCCUUUAACACCAGCAUGGAGGUGGGUGUACAGGUGAGCUGUGAGGACCUGUUCUUGGAUCGGCACUGGAGGGUUUGUCACGCCUAUGCCACCUUUGUUACCCAGCGCACAAACACAGGGAAAAAGGUGAUCUUGAAGCCCAUCUUACCUCACACUGAGAAGGAGCAGGUAGAAUACAGCGUGGCAGCUGAGAGACGGCGGGUCAGGAUGCUACACGAUGACAUCAUCAAGGAUCUGCGCUCCCAUGGGUCUGUCCUGCAGGCUGACAACUCUGCAGUAGGCAAUGCGGUGGCAGCAGAGAAGACCAAGGUGGAGAGUGUCGAACUGGUUCUACCCCCACAUGCUAACCACCAGGUGAAUACAUUUGGAGGACAGAUCAUGGCCUGGAUGGUGAAUGUAGCUACAAUUGCUGCCAGUCGUCUCUCUCGGGCUCACCCGACUCUGCGGACCAUCGACAUGUUCACCUUCAGAGGACCUUCUCAGGUGGGAGACAGACUGCUGCUGAGGGCCAUAGUCAACAACGCCUUCAAAAACAGCAUGGAGGUGGGGGUGCGAGCAGAAGCCUACCAUGAGGAAGGGCCUAACCGACACAUAAACUCCGCCUUCAUGAUCUUCGAGGUGCUCGACGACCACAGGAAGCUGUGCACGUUGCCACGGAUACGACCCGAACCCUUGGAAGGGGGGAGGAGGUUUCAAGAGGCCAUAGCCAGGAAGAAGAUCAGACUGGACAGAAAGUACAUCAUUUCCUGCAAGCAGGGCGAAGUCCCUCUGUCUGUGCCCUGGGACCCCAGAAACCAGAAGAACAUCAACAUUGACUUCUGGUUUCACACGAGGAACAUGUUCUCCUGGCUGAUGGACCCAUCCUUCUCUCCUCCCUCCUGCCUGGUAUAUCUGAGCUAUAACAAUGUUUCUGCUCUCAAGAUGUUGGCUGCUAGAAACAACUGGCGACUCAGCUCUGAGAAAGACAAGGUCCGUCUUUACACCAUGGAGCAGAAGUCCACGUUGAGUUUCAGGGUGGAGUCAGAGGUGGAUGUUCCUGCUCACAGAGCUUUUGAUCUGCUGGCUGAGCUGAGCAACAGGCCAGGCUGGGACACACAUUAUCAGAAAUGUGAGCUGAUUCACCGGGUGGACGAUGAUGACUUCCUGUAUCGAGUGGUGACCCCAUCAGUGAGUGACGGUGCUGUAGGUUCCCGGGCUUCAGCCCAUCAGGGAGAAGGACAUCUCCAGGACUUCAUCUUGUUGGCUUCCAAGAGGAAGCCGUGUGGCAGUGGAGAUCCAUACGUCAUCGCACUGCGCUCGGUGUCCCUGCCCACUCACCCUCCCACUGAAGAGUACAACAGAGGCGAGGUUCUGUGUGCUGGGUUUACCAUUCUGAAGACCAAGAACAACAUGUCACUGAUCAGUUACUAUAACCAGGCGUCUCCAGAGGUGGUUCCAUACAUCUCCACAGAUAUCGCCGGCCUCUCCUCCUCUUUCUACCACAACUUCUGCUCCUGCCGCCAGUACCUGACCAGGAACAGGCUGGAGGCCACCUCCAGUCCGGAGGAUCAGGCGGGCCAGAACCAGGCCUCGGAUACAGACAGUCCCACCUGUGAUGUUAGAGCGGACAACACCCAGCUGUAAUCAGUCAGUGGUCCUCCCCAGGCCAGUUUACAAGUGUAGAGAGCUUCUUCAAGCUGCUGUUUAUGCAACAAUGGUACUAUUGACACUGUCAUAAGUGUCCUCGGUGAACAGAAGGUGGUAUUUACAUAAGAAAAAAUAACACUUCAUUGAUUUUAAUCAAGAGAUUAUAAUGUAACAUCUAAAGAUCACAAUAAAGUGAGCAAAGUGAGACACUUGAAUGCCCACAGUAAUAUUAAUGAUUCAUUAUUGUGACACAAAUGGAAUAUUGUAAUCUGUCACUAAAUGUCAGAUCAUAUUUUCUGUUUGCAGAUCUAAAGUCAAUUUUCAUUUGAUUCUAAAUCUAAAGUGUGAGGUUUAUAGGAAAUGCAGGGUUCAUUUUUUAGAACACUAACAGAUGAGAGAACUGUCAACAUUGGCUGACUGCAAUUAGCACAAAGUAAUGUGUGUCUUUUGAAACAUUGUAUAAAUACAAACAAAUAAAUGCUUUAUAUAAAAUGUU
Cyclopterus lumpus (lumpfish) is the source of this 3447-nucleotide messenger RNA. It is a transcript of the gene acot11a, whose product is annotated as acyl-CoA thioesterase 11a. Gene Ontology annotation, cellular component: extracellular exosome. Bases 810 to 2948 code for a protein of 712 amino acids. NCBI's taxonomy places the organism in Eukaryota, Metazoa, Chordata, Actinopteri, Perciformes, Cyclopteridae. The record is from RefSeq and is a predicted model, not a curated record. Gene Ontology annotation, molecular function: lipid binding; thiolester hydrolase activity. The transcript has 20 exons.